This is a messenger RNA of Melospiza georgiana, 2170 nucleotides long. It is a transcript of the gene PDIA5, whose product is annotated as protein disulfide isomerase family A member 5. Lineage: Eukaryota; Metazoa; Chordata; Aves; Passeriformes; Passerellidae. Gene Ontology annotation, molecular function: protein disulfide isomerase activity. Gene Ontology annotation, biological process: protein folding. The coding region runs from base 1 to 1710 and encodes 569 amino acids. The record is from RefSeq and is a predicted model, not a curated record. Gene Ontology annotation, cellular component: endoplasmic reticulum. The transcript has 17 exons.
AUGCCGCGGCGCGGGCGGGCGGUGGCGGCGAGCGCGCCUGCGCCGCCAGACGUGGCAGCAGCCGCAGCGGCGGCGGGUCCGGAGCGGGUCCGGCGCGGCGGCGGGAUGGCAGCGCCGGGGCAGGGCGCGGGGGCUGCGCGGCGCCGCGGGCGGCUCCCGCCGCUCCCGCUGCUGCUGCUCGGCCUGGCGGCAUUCUUGCCAGCAUUCGUGCACUCAUUGAAGGUGUCUCCACUCAUAGAAAAAAUAAGUGAUCACAAGGAUUUUAAGAAGCUUCUCAGGACACGGAAUAACGUACUGGUGCUCUAUUCCAAAUCUGCCACUGCUGCUGAAAGCUCACUCAGAUUACUGUCCAGUGUGGCCCAGGAGGUGAAAGGACGAGGUACUAUAAGCUGGAUAGACUGUGGUGAUACUGAAAGCCGAAAAUUAUGCAAGAAGAUGAAGGUAGAUCCUAAUUCAAAGGAGAAGGGAGUGGAUUUACUCCAUUAUAAGGACGGUGCAUUUCACACUGCGUAUAACAGAGCGGUCACAUUGAAGUCUAUGGUGGCCUUUCUCAAGGAUCCAGAAGGUGCUCCACUGUGGGAGGAAGAUCCUGAAGCCAAAGAUAUUGUGCAUGUUGACAGUGAAAAGGAAUUGAGAAGGCUUCUGAAGAAGGAAGACAAGCCCUUACUGAUGAUGUUCUAUGCCCCAUGGUGUGGUGUUUGUAAGAGAAUGAUGCCAUCUUAUCAGCAGGCAGCCACAGAACUCAAGGGUAAAUAUGUCCUUGCGGGGAUGAAUGUUUACUCUGCUGAAUUCGAAAGGAUAAAGGAAGAAUUCAAUGUCCGGGGAUAUCCUACAAUCUGCUAUUUUGAGAAAGGAAAGUUCCUGUUCAACUUUGAGAACUUUGGUGCUACCGCAGCAGAUAUCGCAGAGUGGCUGAAACACCCACAGGCACCUCAGCCACAGGCUCCAGAGACUCCCUGGGCAGAUGAAGAAAAUGUGGUUUAUCACCUGACCGAUGAGGACUUCGACAAGUUUAUAAAAGAUCAUUCAUCUGUGCUAGUGAUGUUCCAUGCACCAUGGUGUGGGCAUUGUAAGAAAAUGAAGCCAGAAUAUGAGAAGGCUGCAGAGUUUCUCCAUGUAACCAGUGAUAGUCCGGGUGUCCUUGCAGCAGUUGAUGCUACUGUCAACAAGGCUCUGGCAGAAAGAUAUCACAUCUCAGGGUUUCCUACUUUGAAGUAUUUUAAGGAUGGAGAGGAGAAAUACACUCUGCCACACCUCAGAACAAAGAAGAAGAUCAUUGAAUGGCUGCAGAAUCCUGAAGCACCACCUCCACCUGAGCCUGCAUGGGAAGAAAAACAGACCAGUGUUAUCCACCUGGCAGGAGAAGACUUCAGGGAGUCAUUGAAGAAGAAGAAGCACACCCUUGUCAUGUUCUAUGCACCAUGGUGUCCUCACUGUAAAAAUGCCAUUCCACAUUUCACAACUGCUGCUGAAGUCUUUAAAGAAGAUCGCAAGAUCGCCUACGCUGCAGUGGACUGUGCCAAAGGACAGAAUCAUGACCUGUGUAAGCAGGAGGGGGUCGAUGGCUACCCCACCUUCAACUAUUACAACUACGGGAAAUUUGUGGAAAAAUAUACUGGAGAUCGAGGGGAGUCUGGAUUCACCACUUUCAUGCGAACCCUGAGAGAAAGAGAUCAUGAAAGAGUAGGAAAGAAGAAGGAUGAAUUGUAGUUUCUGCCUCAAAAGAAGCUUUCCGCUGCACUGUGAAUGGUUCCAGGUCUUUUGUUGAUGCACCUGAGACUUCACAUAUUCUCAAGACAGAGACUUUUUUUUAUAAACAGCCAUGGCCAUUUUGUACAAUUUUGAAAUAAAGUGAAACCACUUGAUUUUUAAAAGGAAAAUAAAUUAGAAUGUUGCCAUAAUGUUUUAAAGAAAACUUAGCAUUUUCUCUCAUGUUGGGAGACUAUGCCCACUGACACUCCUAUGCAAUAUUUUUGUAGUCUGUAGUGUGUCUGUAGGUGAUGUUGUUUGUUAGGGUGAAAUUUUUGUUCCGAUAUUGCAGUACAUGUAAAAAACAAAGGGGAGGGGACACGGUUUGGUUUGGAUUUUUUGUUAUGUUUUGUUUAAAUCAGCGCAGGAAAAUGGGAUUUAUAAGACACAGAUUUAUUCAAAUGAAGUUUUUCAUUCUUGU